AUGCCAGCCGGGAAUCACAGCGGCUUUGACCCCGUCACGUUUGUCCUGACGGGCAUCCCGGGCAUGGAGGAGUCCCACGUCUGGAUCUCCGUUCCCUUCUGCCUGAUGUACGUGGUUGCGCUCCUUGGGAACUCCCUCCUGCUGCUGCUCAUCGCCACCGACCGCAGCCUCCGCCAGCCCAUGUGCCUCCUGCUGGCUAUGCUGGCCGUGGCGGACCUCCUGCUGUCCACGGCCACAGUGCCCGAGAUGCUGGCCAUCUUCUGGUUCGGCUCCCGGAAGGUCUCCUUCGAUGCCUGCGUGGCCCAGAUGUUCUUCACCCACUGCAGCUUCAUUGCGGAGUCAUCGAUCCUGCUGGCCAUGGCGUUUGACCGCUACAUGGCCAUCUGCGACCCCCUGCGCUACCUGGCCACCCUCACGCCGUCGGCCAUCGGGAAGGUCGCCGCAGCCGCUGUCACGCGGGGGCUGUGCAUCAUGCUCCCCCCCGUCUUCCUGCUCAAGAGGCUGCCCUUCUGUGGCCGCAGCACUAUGCGCCACACCUACUGCGAGCACAUGGGCAUCGCCCGGCUGGCCUGUGCGGACAUCUCCGUGAACGUCUGGUACGGGUUCACGACCACGCUCCUGUCCUCGGGGGUGGACGUGGUGCUGAUCGCCGCGUCGUACGUCCUGAUCCUGCGGGCCGUCUUCCAGCUGCCUGCCCGGGAAGCGCGGCUGAAGGCUCUGCGCACCUGUGGCUCCCACGUCUGCGUCAUCUUGAUGUUCUACCUGCCGGCCUUCUUCUCCUUCCUCACCCACCGCUUCGGCCACAGCAUCCCCAGCUGCAUCCACAUCUUGCUGGCCAACCUGUACGUCGUCGUCCCGCCCAUGCUGAACCCCAUUGUCUACGGGGUGAGGACCAAGCAGAUCCGGCAGCGCAUCCUGCACGUCUUCUCGCCGUCGAGGCGAACAUGCUGCUGA
This is a messenger RNA of Varanus komodoensis (Komodo dragon), 954 nucleotides long. Its product is annotated as olfactory receptor 52B2-like. Gene Ontology annotation, biological process: G protein-coupled receptor signaling pathway. NCBI's taxonomy places the organism in Eukaryota, Metazoa, Chordata, Lepidosauria, Squamata, Varanidae. Gene Ontology annotation, cellular component: membrane. The transcript has a single exon. Gene Ontology annotation, molecular function: olfactory receptor activity; G protein-coupled receptor activity. Bases 1 to 954 code for a protein of 317 amino acids. The record is from RefSeq and is a predicted model, not a curated record.